This is a messenger RNA of Falco peregrinus (peregrine falcon), 6677 nucleotides long. It is a transcript of the gene SNX8, whose product is annotated as sorting nexin 8. The coding region runs from base 811 to 2136 and encodes 441 amino acids. NCBI's taxonomy places the organism in Eukaryota, Metazoa, Chordata, Aves, Falconiformes, Falconidae. The record is from RefSeq and is a predicted model, not a curated record. The transcript has 11 exons. Gene Ontology annotation, biological process: retrograde transport, endosome to Golgi. Gene Ontology annotation, molecular function: phosphatidylinositol binding.
GCGCUGUCCGUCGGGAGUGGGUGGCGUGGCGGGCUGGGGCUGACCGUCGGGAAUGGGCAGUGAGGCCUGGGGGGUCUCAAGCGAUGGCAGGGGCUUGCCGGUUCAUAGCCAGCCACGUUCUGGCCAGCUGUGGGGUGGGAUGUGCUAGGUCGUCUCUGAGCGUUGUAUUAGUCCCAACAAGACUUGUGUGGGUUUUAAAUAAUAUUUUUUGUGAGGUGAAAAAUGACGCUUGCUACCUGACGCUGCCGCCGCAACGCUUCGGCUCGCAGGAGAAGCCUUCGAAGGCGUGGUGGGCCUGGCUCCACACGGUGGUAUCUCGGUGCAGUGGUACAGGCAGAAGGACCAGAUGAGGGUCCCCCCUCUCUAGUGCUUUCCAGUGAUCUGAACUGUUACCUUGCAUAAUUGUAACAUCUUAGUAAGAUUUUUAAAUUGCUAAAGUUCUCAAGCUAGCUACUACUGCAACCAACUUUCUGAGACACAUGAGGUCUCUUUAUUGAUUUAAACUAUUACCUUCUAUCUUGAGCACCUCAGGCUGAUACAAAAAUACGUAGAGUAUUAUUUUUUUCAGCAUGCAUGCUAAGAUGAUGUAUUCAAUAUGGCAAAGGGAACUUGGAAUUUGGAUACCAACUUGAGAUUGUGGUGUCUUUAAAGGAAAAAGAUCAGAAUGGAACUUGCAGAAUAGUUCCAUCUGUGCUCAUUUCUGAGAUGAAUACCUGUAUUUUGUGUAGGGUUUUUUUUGUUGGUUUGGUUUUUUUGUUUGUUUUUUAGCCCAGUGCUUUCAAUGAAAUCAUCAAAACAUACAGAAUAAGUAUGCCAGCAUCAAAAAUUCAUCAGAAGAGCAGAACAGAUUUGGCAAAGCCUCCAGUAAAUGAACCGAGGGAACCGGAACAGUUUCUAAUGCAGGCACCCCAGGGAAAUCCACUGCUGCUUUCCCACACCCUACAAGAACUAUUGAGCAAGGAUAGUGUGCAGGUGGAGCUUAUACCUGAGAAGAAGGGUCUUUUUCUGAAACAUGUGGAAUAUGAGGUUUCCAGCAAGAGAUUCAAAUGUUCAGUCUACAGGCGAUACAAUGAUUUUGUGGUGUUCCAUGAGAUGCUGCUUCAGAAGUUCCCAUAUCGUAUGGUGCCAGCACUUCCACCAAAGAGGAUGCUGGGAGCUGAUCGAGAAUUCAUAGAAUCUAGGAGGAGAGCGCUGAAGCGUUUUAUAAACCUGGUGGCUCGACAUCCCCCUUUCUCAGAAGAUGUGCUCUUGAAACUCUUCUUGUCAUUCAGUGGCUCAGAUGUACAGAAUAAGCUAAGAGAGUUGGUCCAGGGAGUAGGAGAUGAAUUUAUGACUUGCAGAUUAGCAACCCAGGCCAAGGACUUCCUUCCAGCUGACAUACAAGCCCAGUUUGCUGCCAGCAGGGAGCUCAUCAGAAAUAUUUAUAAUAGCUUCUAUAAGCUUCGGGACCGUGCGGAGAGGAUAGCUUCUCGAGCCAUUGAUAAUGCCUCAGAUCUUCUCAUAUUUGGAAAGGAGCUAAGUGCUUUGGGCUCAGACACUACACCGCUUCCUUCCUGGGCUGCAUUGAAUAAUAGCACAUGGGGGACCCUGAAACAAGCCUUGAAGGGUCUGUCUGUUGAAUUUGCACUUCUGGCAGAUAAGGCUGUGCAGCAGGGUAAACAGGAAGAGAAUGAUGUGGUGGAGAAGCUGAACCUUUUCCUGGAUUUACUCCAGUCCUAUAAAGACCUGUGUGAAAGACAUGAGAAGGGGGUAUUGCACAAGCACCAGCGAGCCUUGCAUAAGUACAGCAUGAUGAAGAAGCAGAUGAUGAGUGCCACUGUGCAGAACAAAGAACCAGAAUCUGUGGAGCAAUUGGAGUCUCGGAUUGUGGAGCAAGAAAAUGCUAUCCUAACCAUGGAGCUGCGGAAUUACUUCUCUCUCUAUUGCCUGCAUCAGGAGACACAGCUUAUCCACAUCUAUCUGCCUCUCACGUCUCACAUUUUGGGGGCCUUUGUCAACUCCCAGAUCCAGGGUCACAAAGAGAUGAGUAAAGUUUGGAAUGAAUUGAAGCCGAAGCUAAGCUGCCUCUUCGUGGGAUCUAGCAGUAUGCCAACUCCACCAUUGUCACCUCCAGAGGGAAACUUCUUCUCCAAUUAAUGCUCUGAGCAUCUAGCAUGGAGCAAGAAGUGCAGUCAAUGAAGGGGUGGGACCUCUACCUCCAAAUGUUAGAAUGAAUCCUCCAAACAGCUUUUUUUUUUUUUUUUUUUUUUUAAAUACUGCUGCUUUGAGCUGCUCUCCAAUUUAGACAGACUGGAUUUGGGGCAGAACAUACAGAUAUAAAGACAGUCUCUUAAUUUUUAAAUACUCUAGGGCAGUGCUGAUGUUCAUCCUGCAGACACUCUUCAUGGGGUCAGGAUGUGACCUGGUGCAGUGAGCGCUGCGGUGUUGUAGCUGAUGCCUCUGCAUCUUGUACUAACAGUCCUUGGAUGUUUAUCUGCACACACGCUGACACAUCUCUGAAGUGCUGAGAUGAACAGGAUAUCUGAAGCACUUGUUUGUAGUAGAGAUGGAUUGCCUUUUAAGCUAGGGAGAUCCUGUGUUAGGGACAUGCGUGCAUAAGGAAAGCUGAAAGCCAUCCCCCACCUCAUUGAUAGGUGUAUGGAUUUGAUUUCUUCCUGCUAGACCUUAGCACAGAAUACAUGAAUGGUGUGGUUGGAUUCGUAACCCAGCUGGGCAGGGGUCAGCGCUGCUGUGUGAUGGUAAUUUUCCCAGCAGGGCUAGGCGGACUGUGCUGUCAGUGUGUUUCAGUUCACAGUGGCAGGACAGCCUAGGCACUUGCUUGUAUUUUCCAGUUUGGGGCCAAAGACAACUCGGUUCAGGAACUCAGAGGAGUUUGCCUGGCAUAAAUGAGAAAAUAAUUGAAUAAAACACUGCUUAAUUGUAAACCACUGCCACUAUACGAGCAGAACAGCUACAAGGUAGCUUGUUUAUUUUCUUCUGGGGGUUUUGACAUCCAUCUGUUGAGUAGCUGUUCAGGACUAUUGGAGAGCUGCUGAGCCUAAGGCUGGUGUUUUCUUUGGUCUAGUAUCAGGUGAAGUAUCCUGUUACGCCAGCAGGCUGGGACACAAUGCUGAUAAAGUUCAUCAGUACUUAUCAGGAUGUUACUGUCAUUCUUUUUUCUGGCUGUGGGUAGCAUUGGAGUGUGUUUGUGAAGAAGGGAAGACAAUGAAGUGACCGUUCUCUAACUCAAAAUAGCAGGGUCCUUGGUAAUGGGGUUUUCAGAACAAUUUGUGACUCUGAUAAAGGGACUAAACAUUAUCCAUGUUUCACUUUGUAUCUCUGGUGACUUUCCCUUAGAGGUAAAGGGUAGGGGGAGGAGAACUUGCAUGUUAUGUUACCUUAGGGGAAAUUGUGCAUAUCCUCCAGACAAGCCGAUAACAAGAGAACUGCAAGUGUAUGCAGCAAAACUCUGCAUGAACAGGACCCCCCUGAACUUAACUUCUCUGGGGUCGAAAUAGCUGCCAAAGGGGAAUUUGAGACUUGGCUUCUUAGCGUUUUCUUUGAGCGGGUAAAAAGGAAGCACGUUAACAAGGAUGAGUGCUCACUGUCAAACUGGAACCAUUACAGUAUUUUCCCAUUGAGGAACUUCCCUAUUAGCAGGAAAUAUAUUUAAAUCAUCCAAUCACAAAAGCUUUUUUUCUUUUUAAUUUAGAAAAUUCAAUGCAGCAUGAAGCUGCUCUUAGUCCAGGUGAAAAUUAUGGGUUAGUUCCUUCAGCUAGGAGCAAGAUAAGAAGUUUCUUGCCCAGUUUCAUGAGACUGUCAUAACCAUUACACAUACCCUUCAAAAUGUGGUAACGUGCAUUUAUGUGGGUGAAUUUCUUGGGUGCUGAGCCUUGAAGAGUAUGUAGGGUAUCUUGUUUAACAGCCUUGCUGAGAAUGUAUUAUUAAGAGCUUUUUAUAGCAAUUUAAAUGUUAACUCUCUUCUGAGUCUUGCCUCACUGUGUAUUGGCCUUGUCCAGCGAGAGAGAUUAACUGCAAAUGGCUGUGACAGAUCUGAUUCUCUCUCCUGAAGAUUUCCAAAGCGAUGCAGAAGAGAUUCUGCUCACAAGCUCAAGAGCAAACUGGCUGGGGAGGGAGAUGUUUCUACAGUGCAGUAACAAGAUACUGUCUCAAGAACGGCACAAAAGGUUUUUCUGCCUGACCUUGUCUUGAUUAGGAAGAUAGUUUGUGGUGUGGAAAGCGUGUCACCCUGUUUUUAAAUGCUCUUUGCUCCUAGCACCUUUAGAAGGUGCUGACUGGUUAUGGCCUGUCACUUGGUUAGUCUUGGUACCCAUCCUCACCACAUCAGGCAAGCAAGGCUAAAUGAGGGAACAGCCAGACUGAAAAUACUGUUAUGUUUUGGGGCAAGAUCUGGUAUCUGUAUGAUGGAUCUUCUGUGUAGUUUGGCUGGCUGGGGUAGGUGACUGGGCUAUGUUCUGUAGGAGCAUUUGCAAAGCAUUAGCCCGAAUGGAACUUCGUACUUCUCAUAUGUAGAAAAAAAGUUUCAGUUUUGGGCUUUAUUUAAAAACAAAAAACCAGAAAAACACCAAAACCACAUUUGGGCUUUAAACUAACUCCUCUUUCCUGUUCUGCUUCAAAGCAAGAAUUCUGCAGUCCAAAUGCGGAGACUGUAACAACGAUAAACAGAGACCACAUGACCUAUAAGAAACUGGAAUUAUGUUGUUUUGAGAGAACACCCAUUCCUCUGUUGUCAGCCCUUGCCUCUUUGAGGAGAGCAGUUUUGGGGAUGAGGUUUUCUUGUCUUGGUUUUACUCUGUUCAAGUAGUAUUUUGAGAACGGAGGCCUAGUAUUCUCAAAGCUGAUACAGCUAACAGCACUUUCAGAGUUCAUUUCAUACUGAACUGUCAAGCUUCUGUCUCAUUCCUAAGUACAUGGAUGUGCUAUUUCACACAACCAGUAGUUUGCAAACGUUAUUUUUGGGAGACUAGUCAGUGUGCAAAUAGCACUGUGAUGUUUACCUCCAUAUGUGAGGGAUUUCCUUAGUGUUUUUGUUCUGUUUAGUGUAGGGAUCUGUCAAGACUCGGAGAGCAGCAUCAAGUACAGCUUCCUUCCUCUAGAGGAAAGCAGCAGGGAAUCAAUCGAGAUGACUUCAGUUGUCAGUCUCCCCUAGUCAGUGUAGGGGAAACAGUUCUAGUUACCUCCAUGCUAUUGCCUUCUGCAGCAAACAGCCUAGCUAUACGCAAGGGUGAGAACAAGACUUAAUGCGAGCUGGUUCUGUUGCUGGUGGCUGGGUAGACUGCAAUAAACACUAAGCAAACCAGAAGACCAAUUGAAGAGUGCGUGCUGCCUAUCCAAGAACUGAUGCUCCUCCAAGAUGUAGCGCCAAAGAGUUAAUGUGCCUUCUUGAAUGGAAGCUUUCUGUGUAUUGCUUAAGGUCACAGGGACUUUCAUGUGUGCAAAAUAGUAACAGUAGAAAAGGCCUCUAAUUGUUCUGUCAGUGUCAAAUCUGUCAUGGACAUACCUGGGCACUAAACAGCCGAGAACCUGAACUUUGCCUGAAAAUUAUUUUAUCAAAAGGGCUAUAUGCUUUUGUCACUCCUGAGAUCUCCUCUGCUUCAAGCUGUAAAGUAGCAAUAUACAGGCUUUUUGACCAGUAUUGUGUGUUGAAAGGCUUUCCGAACUGUAUUUACAAUACAACCUUAAUCUUUGAUCCUUCUUUCUCUCUCCUUCCAUCUUCCUUACAAGUUGCUUCUCCUAAGUUGUAACAUAUUUUCAACAGUGCCUUGCUGCAUCCCAGUGCUUUUACUCUUCUACUUUGCUAAUGCAAGGGUGUAAUUCCUGCACUUUGUAACAGGCUAAUUUACAAUUUUCAGUUUGAGCUGUUUCCUAAAAGACAAAGAUCACCAGCUGGGGACAGAACUUACUUAAAACAUGCCAAUCUCCAUAGCUGCAGCAGGUUCACUACUCUGGCACAAGCUAGAAGUCAGUGCUGGUGAAAGCAUCUUCAUAAAGGGAUUGAAGUGACUGCAGAAGAGGGGAUAGCAAACAGAAGUGCAAGCCUGAGCCGCACUUAUUCUUUUUCUGCCUGAACUCCUGGAGGAACAGAAGGUAAUUUGCUCCCUCACCAUGCAAUUUACAGUUUCUACCAGGAAAUAGAUCAAGAUAAUGAAACAGGUAUCGGCUGCCAGUCAUUCACUUUCCUACCACACAGUAAGCUCUUACGCCCUGUUACAAGCUACCUAUCACCUUGUGCUUAUUUUCUCUCCUCUACUUGCCUUGAAGCCAGAAACCCUUACUGCUAUGUCAGAAGCAGAGGUGAGUAUCAAAACCCCUAAGCAGCACAAAAGGAAAAGAAAGAUUCUAAGGUGUUAGCUCGAAGUCUGAGCUGUGGCUGACUGAGCAUAUGAAGAAGGGCAUUUUUGAGUGGUAUAAAUUAUUCAGAACUGCUGGAGGGAGACAAGAAGAAACUAUCUUGUUCAGAGGGUGUGAAUUUUGCCUGCCUGGAAUAUCCUGUAUCUUUGCUUUGCUCAAAUAGCCUUAUGUAUGAAGCACUUUAUCCAAAUGCAGGAAUUAAAGAACUAUUACUACAACUGGUAGACUGGAAAUGUUUACAGAUCCUAUAUUACAUUCCAAGAUUCUAUCUGUAAGUGUUAUAUGUGUUUGUAAAAGUGUUUAAAACAAAAAAAACAAAACAAAAC